CGACAUUAACAAGAAACCUUUUCUGGACUGGCACUAAGUGGUAAAAAUAUGCCCACCACCAAGCCCACCAAGCCCAUGGUCCAAAAAUACAAAACCUACGGAACAUACACUUCCUACUCGCUCCCACUCCCAACGACAACCCCCCGUGUUCCCUCGCUCCUCACCAACCAUUUUUGGGUCCUCGUUACAUUCGUAACGGCAUGUAUGGUGUAUUGGUCUGCAACAAGGGUUGUGGAUACUGUUCUCCCGUUUUCGGUUUGGGGGUUUUUGGGUGAGGUGAAGGAGGAAGGGCUGGGCAAAAAGGUGAAUGUGGAACUGUUUGUUAUGGCAAAGUGCCCUGAUGCAGUGUUUUGUGAAGGGGUCUUUGCUAAUGUUUUACUUGAAGUAUCAUCCAUAACCCAUUUUACGACCCACUACCUUGCCAGUCGCAAUACGACGUCGUCAACAGGUUUAACAUGUAAACACGGACCAUCAGAAUGUCAAGGCACGCUCCAACAACUCUGCAUACGACACCUGCACCCUGAUCCAAAAAUAUGGUUUAAUUACAUAUUGUGUACCAAUCGGGAUUAUCGCGCCAUACCGGAUCGAGAGCGUGCAGAGGUGUGUGCGAGAGCUGUUGGCGUAGAGUAUGAGGAAUUGGAGGGGUGUGUGGAGAGCAAGGGAAGGGAAUUGGCGUGGAAGGAUGUGAAGGUGGCGAAGGAGCGGGGUGUCUCGAGAUCGUGUACGGUUCAUGUGAAUGGAAAACACCGGUGUACGCAUGAUGGAGGUGAAUGGUAUGAUUGUCCUGGUGGGCAUGCGGUUGAGGAUUUCGUAAAGAGUGUAUGUGAGGCGUAUGAAGGGGAAAAGCCCCGGGCGUGUAGGGAGGUGUGAAUCAGUGCGGUAAAUAUUCUUUAUGCACUUGUUAGGUAGAAGGAUAGUUCAGAAAUGCAUAUUGAGUAGGCGAUUGAAAAUGGCACUAGGACUCAUUAUUAUCCGGAUUAAUCCGGUUAAUCAUAUCGCAUAAUCAGAACCCCC
Messenger RNA from Spizellomyces punctatus DAOM BR117, 1014 nucleotides. RefSeq lists its product as uncharacterized. Bases 49 to 870 code for a protein of 273 amino acids. The record is from RefSeq and is a predicted model, not a curated record. Gene Ontology annotation, molecular function: oxidoreductase activity, acting on a sulfur group of donors, disulfide as acceptor. The transcript is spliced from 4 exons. Lineage: Eukaryota; Fungi; Chytridiomycota; Chytridiomycetes; Spizellomycetales; Spizellomycetaceae.